AUGCCUCCAUCACACCAGCACUCACAUUCCCAAUCUUACCCGCGCCAUUCCGUCGUUCCCUCGUCGACCGCAUCCUCCAUGGGCAACCCCUCUUCGAUGUCCGCCGCCAAAACACGCCAGUAUGCACACCUGCAUUCCCAGCUCGCCCAGCUUAAUGCGCAUCUAGCAGAUACCGAGAACCUUCUGCGAAUGACAGCUAUCCAGGCUGAGGAUAUGCGCUUUUUGGGCGGCUAUGUCGGCGCUCUCUUUAUGGGAUCUGCGAAGGUCCUUGGGGAGGAGGGGGUUAAAGGGGAGAGCACUUCAGAACGGCAAGAGCCUGGUGAAGAGAAGUAG
This is a messenger RNA of Aspergillus calidoustus, 333 nucleotides long. The record is from the annotation of a GenBank genome assembly. Lineage: Eukaryota; Fungi; Ascomycota; Eurotiomycetes; Eurotiales; Aspergillaceae.